Bacidia gigantensis is the source of this 2337-nucleotide messenger RNA. RefSeq lists its product as uncharacterized. The transcript is spliced from 4 exons. Lineage: Eukaryota; Fungi; Ascomycota; Lecanoromycetes; Lecanorales; Ramalinaceae. The record is from RefSeq and is a predicted model, not a curated record. Bases 1 to 2337 code for a protein of 778 amino acids.
AUGGUCAAACUGACGUUGACGGCUCCAAAACCCCCAAAUCCUUCCCCGCUCUCGCAAAUGUCCGCACCAAAUGAUCCACAGGUUGGAUCCAGCACCGGCGCCAGCAGGGCGCUCCAACCACCGGCGGGGGCACGGCAGGCAGUACCUAUGGGCUUACAGCCAUGGGGACCACAAUCAGCAGCAGCGGCGGCGACAACCACGACAAGUGCAGCUACACCUGCAGCUGCGUCCGCAUCGAACAGCACCCCGGCUGCCCCUGCCCGCCAGGCGCCAAUUUGGCAGCAACCCUUGGUUGCCGCCCAUCCUCAACCUGUGUUGGCCUCAGCAACGGAGGGAACGAACCGCCCUCAGAUUUUGCCACCGCCGAGCACACUUGUAGACGCUCGGCAAGAUGUGCAAGCACCAACCCUUCAGGGCUAUGAGCCUUGCUUGAUCCAGCUUUUGGACUUUUACAUCAGGAAGCCCGACUCUUUCCUCACGCUUGCCGUGCUCUACUUUCAAAACUCUGAUGACCCACCCCAAUCCGUGGCUACAAGAGCAAGGACGCCAGGAGAGAUCGCCCGAUAUCGAAAAUUAGGGCAAUCAUGGAGCCGCAACUACCGGCAGUUGGAUCUACGAGAGAAAGAUCCAACAGCUCAUAUGGAGUGCAAAGUGGACGCCAACGACAGAGAAGCUCAAGCGAUCAUCAAUGACGUCGCAGUGAAUAGAGAUGCUUCCCGCGACUCGUUCGAAGAGGCGUUAAGACAGUGGGCGUCUAAUGCAAGGAAUGAUGCAGCUGUGAGCGCUGUUUUGCAAGCAGCUGGUUGGACGCAGGAGAAUAUGUGGCUCUCAAAGGAGUACGAGACAAUGCAUAACCUUCUGAAGCUACCCGAGAGCGACGAGAAACGCUCGAUACUUGAGCAGGCACGCGAGGAAUCGCCACGGUUCUACGAUGCCUGCAUGGAGGACCACAAAUCUCGCAAAAUAGUUUCCAACGACGGGCAAGUAACCUGGCAAUAUCGGAAACGCGACCUAGUAGAAUUCCAGGAGCCCACAGAGCCUGCAGAAGAGUCUCCUAGUAAACGCCCGAGAAUGGACGCCUCCUUUGGCAGACCAACCCAAGUCCACGGAGUCCCGCUUGAAGAGCGAGCUUUUGACAGUAAGGGAAACCGGCUCCCAUGGGGACUUGAGUGGCAUCCUGACCAUCCUAACGCUCGCGGACAAAAACGUCAUGUGGAAGAGAAAGGACCGUUCGGUAAAUCCAACCGUAGAAAAGGUUCCUCACGAACACGCACUGCAACUCCAGCAAAGAAAGAGAAUCCUGCAAUUGAUGGCUUCGAGAAAGCCAUGCAAUAUACCAAGAGUCAAAACCCGAAUGCUCAGCUGGACACACAAGGAUCACGCAUCCAAAGCGAAGGCAACCUUGCUUCCCAACGCGCUAUCUCUGCCAACAAGCAACCAACGCAGGUCUAUAUCUUUGGUUAUGCCACUGAUUCACAAUGGGACGCAUUAGACAAGUACGAGAAAGCAUCGCAUGGAAUGGUCUGUGAAGAUUACGCAAGAGACCCUCCACUGAGCGCAAAGCGAUAUCCUUCAACUUUCAGCUCGUCUCGUGCUAAACGCUCGUUGACACCAGCAGAGAAGACAAUGUCAAUGAGAUACGAUGGUGGUGAGCACUGGGUGAAGGUGACUUUCGAUUCGGCUGAAGCAGCUGAACGAGCAAUCGAAUGUUCCCCGAUGCUCAGUUACGGCUGCUGGGUCUAUGCGCAGUACUAUCAUGGCAAAGGCCCAGAGAGAGAUGAGCCAAUUCCACUACAAGAAGGAGAUAGCCCACGGCGACCGAGACAAAGGCCACAAACUAUGGGUGCCACUCAUGCAUCGCGCACCGAUUCCCAAUCGAAUGCCGGAAUUACACUGCCAAGAUCCUUCGCACCUUCAGCACCGAUAGAAUCGCAGGAAUCAUCACCAUCAUCAUCGACUGAAACCUCGGGAACAGCGACAGGCAUUCAGUAUCCUGACCUCCAUCACCGCAACAUAGCACCCUCGUUCAAUUCGACCGGUUUGACUGGCCAACAACAGCCACUAAACCCACAGAUGAUGAAACACUUCCCCGAUAUGCCCCGGACCAUUUUGAGACCCGCAUCUGAGGCUUUACUACCACAACCGACCUGGUGGGAACGGCAAUUACAGUGGCUUAGAGCAUCAGGGCUACUACCGCAAGAGGUUAUCGGUAACGGCAUUCCAAUGACAGAGGACGGCAAGCCGGACAUGUCGCAAGCAAGCUUCUACUGGAGGUUCUUCUAUUUCAUUGAUACCAAAUUUGGCACAGAUUAUUGUGGCCUGAGAGACGAGGAAUGA